Messenger RNA from Mercenaria mercenaria, 1319 nucleotides. RefSeq lists its product as uncharacterized. The transcript has 6 exons. The record is from RefSeq and is a predicted model, not a curated record. Lineage: Eukaryota; Metazoa; Mollusca; Bivalvia; Venerida; Veneridae. Bases 1 to 930 code for a protein of 309 amino acids.
AUGUUCAAGCAUAGUAAUAUUACAACUGGCUUGAUGAACCCGUUAUGUUCCAACAAUACCGAAAUCGUGAACAAUUUUCUAACACAGACUUGUUUGAAUAACUGCAGUGGCAAUGGGGCUUGUUCAGACAAAGGAAACUGUGUAUGCAAUGAUCCUUACCGUGGACCUGACUGUGGCAUAGAUUUAAGAAUUCCGCCUAUUGUUAACGAUGUAGAAGGAGGCGGCAUAUGUGAUAUUGCUACUGGCAGUGACUGUGAAUGCUUCGUUAUCAGGACGAAUAACAUAUUUGACGGUUUUAUGUGCAAUUUCAGUAUCUAUAUGGUCUUCUUCAAUGGUACACGCUCACAAGUAGGACAUGUCCAACAAGCUGGCGAAUAUGAAGACAUCUUCACAGGUAUUUGUUGUGUGACUGGAGAAGUAACAGAACUCUCAGAGAAUAUCGCAGACCCUUUCGUUGUUAUGUACGAUCUAUCUGUCAGCAAUGACGGAGUGAACUAUGGUGUAACGAUUCCUGUUUAUGUCUAUGACACGACGUGUAUUCAACAUGUUUUGAGAAAUGAGAAUACAAAUGUGGAAAUAAAGGCUGGACACUGCUUCAUUGAUAACACUUGUAUUAAACAAGGAUCAACUGAGCAAGGCGGUGACAAGUGUAGUGUUUGUAACCCAGAUAUGCAGCCAUUUAGAUGGUACAAAGGUAAAUGUGAUGACGACAGGAAUGAAUUAACGUCAGCGACGUUGAUUGGAAUCAUAAUUGGGUCUGUUCUGGGUUUUGGUAUUUUUCUAUUAGUAACAUCCAUGUUACUUUGCAAAGCGAUAAAGAAAUGCAGAACUGUUCCGGAUAUGCAGUCUUCUAUUCAAGCACCUAUAAGUCUGCAUGAGUUUGAACCUUACAGAAAGGAGGGCAUCUCAAAUAUAAAGGAUGGAAUGUAAAAUACAGCGGACGUUGGAAUCAGUAGUUUCGUUGAUGUUAGUGACAAUAACGUAGUUCAAGGCAAGAAUACUUUGUAACACUUGCAACCAUCCAAUGGUGGAAGCGGCAAAUGCCUAGAGUGACUGAAGAAGUUUUCGAUGCUGUAAACACUGAAUCAUCCAAAGUAGAGUUGAGAGAGGAAUGCCAUCUAUAUUUGUAAAAGUGUAUUACAUAUUCGACAAUGUUAGCAAAAACGUAAACUUAUGCAUAAUUAUUAUCGUAAUUUUAACAGUAUAUAUUUAUGGUUUAUUGAAAAAAGUAUCAACUGCUGUCUAUAUUUAUUAUUCAUCAACUGUAUUAUGUGAAAUUUUAUGUUUUGAUAAUAAAAAAUGUGUAUAGUAAAAUGCCA